UCGUUAGUUAUACUUUAGUUAUAAGUAAAUCAUUCAUUACUGCCUGCCAAUUCUUUUCUGGCAAAACUACUGGCAUGGAGGCUACUGAUCUUGUUUCUGCAGCUAAGGAUGGGGAUUUACUUAAAGUUGAACAGAUUCUGAAGUUUUAUCCGACCCAGGUGGAUAUUCGACAAAAUGGACAUACAGCACUUCAUGCAGCCGCUCGUGGUGGACACCUUGAAGUUAUAAAGACAUUAGUUAAUCACAGUCCCAAACCUGAUCUUGAUUUUCCUGAUUCGAAAGACAGUACACCAUUGCAUUAUGCUGUAAAAGCAGAUAAAGCUGAGGCAGUUUUAUUACUUCUAAAUAUUGGUGCGAACCCAGAUGAAGAAGACAGUGAUGGUAAAACACCGUAUGAUAUUGCUUGUAAAAGAAAUUAUGAAGAUUGUAUCAGUGCAUUCAGAGAAAGAGGAAAUAAACCUGCACCAAAGAAUGACGGCACGAGUAGUGAUGAUGAAGAGAUGGAUAAACCAACUAGUAGUGCAGAUUCUGCAAUUCCCCAACGCAAAUGUUGUAAAUAUUGCAAAGAAAACAGCAGGUUUAUAAAGUUUGAGCCAUGUGGAUGCGUUAUAUCUUGUUUUGAAUGUUCCAUGAGAGACCAUAAAUGCAGAUGUGAAAAGUUUAUUGAACAACGUUCAUUCGAUAAAACAACUGAAUCAGCGAAAUAUGCAGAGGAAAUUAAAUCAAUGAGAAAAAGGCUUGAGCAACUAGAGCAUUAUGUUGAACAAUUGGAAGACCAGAAAAUCUGCAAAAUAUGUAGGUAUAAUCCAGUUAACUGCGCUCUGGGAUGUGGACACUUGUUUUGUAAGUCUUGUAUAAGAAAAACAAAAGACUCAGAGACAAGUUUUCCAGAGCAACUUUGGAUUUGUGCUAAAUGCAGAACACCUUCCAGAUAUACCAAAAUUUACCCUGAGUGGUAAUUGGAAGUGGGCAAACUGUGAGAUAUAAACAGAUCGAUGAUGUAAUAAUAUACUGACCUAAUUUAUAAUUUAAUACUAUUUUAUAUAUUUUGCACUUGAUUAAUCGUCUUUAGUAACACUCACUAAAUUCCAACAUAUUGAGAGGAUUUGGUUCUAAUGAAGUUUACCUAGGUCAGUGUUUUACAAAUUUUCUUGAACUGCUGAAUACUUAUUAUAUCAUAAAUUGUUUGUGGGACAUGUUUCAGAUCUUUCAGUAACCAUCAAAUUAACUAACAAUUAUCUUGUUCGGUUUUGACAUAAAGAAGAAAUUACGAUAGGACCAAUC
Messenger RNA from Styela clava, 1284 nucleotides. RefSeq names its product E3 ubiquitin-protein ligase MIB2-like. Gene Ontology annotation, molecular function: ubiquitin-protein transferase activity; protein binding. Gene Ontology annotation, cellular component: BRCA1-BARD1 complex; BRCA1-A complex. Gene Ontology annotation, biological process: protein K6-linked ubiquitination. The record is from RefSeq and is a predicted model, not a curated record. Lineage: Eukaryota; Metazoa; Chordata; Ascidiacea; Stolidobranchia; Styelidae.